This is a messenger RNA of Girardinichthys multiradiatus, 4409 nucleotides long. It is a transcript of the gene trip6, whose product is annotated as thyroid hormone receptor interactor 6. Lineage: Eukaryota; Metazoa; Chordata; Actinopteri; Cyprinodontiformes; Goodeidae. Gene Ontology annotation, biological process: cell-cell adhesion. Bases 242 to 1945 code for a protein of 567 amino acids. Gene Ontology annotation, cellular component: focal adhesion; stress fiber. The record is from RefSeq and is a predicted model, not a curated record. The transcript has 11 exons.
UUCAACAAACAAGGAGGGUUUUCCGGAUAACUUUCACUAACCUGUGAAAGUUUAGGUGGAGGUGGAGAUCGUGUUUUUGUGGCUGGUUUCGGGGCGGUGGGUGUCGGUUGCCGCAUUGUUUCCUCAUCGGUCGUGUUGAAAGUUAGCUCUGGGGGAAGCAAGCAGAAGCUCUGCUCGACUUCAUAACAUGAUGACUCCAAGAGAAAGAGGGCUGUAAAGUUACUGUCAAAAGAAUCCUGCCAUGUCCGGUCCCACCUGGCUGCCGCCGAGGACUCUGGACAGCCCAGAGCGAUCCGUCCCCCAGAUGUCCCACUCUGCAGGGCCACCGAUCUACCAAACCGUCAACAAGAAGGGCGUGUCCGACUUCAGGCCCAAGUACGCUCCCUACGACCAGAACGGAGGAGGGGGGAUGACCAACAGGUACAUGGCUACAGGAUCCACAGGUGGGGCCACUCAUCAUUCAUCAAGUGAUCACUACUACCCUCCCCCUCAUGGUCCCACAGAGGAUCAAAGCUGGAGCUCUCACAUGGACAGCUACGAUAUGAUGCAUCGCGGUCCUGAAAAACCCUCCAACUACCACUCCAAGAUUGAUGCCGAUAUCGACUCCCUCACCAGUAUGCUGGCUAAUCUGGACAGCCACCCACAGGACUCCAGCACCCAACUCUAUGACAACGUGCCUUACAACAAAUACAUCUCAGGGGAUCACUACAGGUCUGCACACCAGAGUGCAGCCCCUGCUCAGGGUCGGCCUUCCAUGGGCUACAAUUCUCACCCCCAGAGUCAAUAUCACCCAGCCCCUCCUUAUCCCAGCGAGCAUCAGACCCCCCAGUACUCGCACCAGCCAGACUUCUACUCCACUUCCACCCCUAAACCCUACCUGCAGCCCGUCCCGGCCUCCUACACCACCGCCUCCACUCCCACCGGGCCGAGGUUCAGCGUACAGGUCAAGACGGCGCAGCCCGUCACCUACUCUCAGACUGGGAGGCAGGCAGAACAGGCUUACACCCCGCCCCCUCCUCGUCAGCACGUGUCUCGGCCCCCAGCACAGAACCAGACGGGUCCGCAGGGCUGGUACCCUCCACAUCCCACCUCGCAAGUUCAGGAGCUGCACUCUGAUGGGGGCUACAAGGGCAACAACCUGGGAUCUGGAGGAAGAGUUAACCAGGUUCCACUAACUAAGAGAGGGAUAGAAAAGACCCAGACGACUCAGACGUCAGCACAGACGCCUUCUUAUCAGACCAGCAAGCAGGGGGCAGCAACGACGAGGCCUGAGGAGGAGCUGGAUCGGCUCACCAAGAAGCUGGUUUAUGAUAUGAACCAUCCGCCUGCAGAGGAUUACUUUGGUCGCUGUGCUCGUUGUGGGGAUAAUGUGGUCGGUGACGGCAGUGGCUGCAUCGCCAUGGAGCAGGUGUUCCACGUGGAGUGCUUCACCUGCAUCACCUGCCACGCCCGGCUGCGAGGGCAACCCUUCUACGCCCUCGACAAGAAGAGUUACUGUGAGAGUUGUUACAUUAGCACACUAGAGCGCUGUUCUAAAUGCUCGAAGCCCAUUCUGGACCGGAUCCUGCGGGCCAUGGGCAAAGCCUACCACCCUCGUUGCUUCACCUGUGUGGUCUGUAACUGCUGCUUGGACGGGGUGCCGUUCACCGUGGACUCCACCUCUCAGAUACACUGCAUCGACGACUUCCACAGGAAGUACGCCCCCCGCUGCUCUGUAUGUGGUGAGCCCAUCAUGCCCGAACCGGGCCAGGAGGAGACGGUCAGGAUUGUAGCUCUCGACCGCAGCUUCCACGUUCACUGUUACGUUUGUGAGGAAUGCGGUCUCCUGCUGUCGUCUGAAGGCGAAGGUCGAGGCUGUUACCCGCUGGAUGGACACAUCCUGUGCAAGAGCUGCAGCGCUCGCCGCAUCCAGGACCUCUCGGCCAAAAUCUCCACCGACUGCUAACAGAUCUCCUGCGUCCUCUUCUCAUUUUCAGCCUCCUUCUCCUUCACAAACCCGGUCAACACGUUGAUGAUGGCACAAACAUGUCCCUGCAGUGUUCAGACAUCGUUAUUGUCCGUCCCCCCCCCCUUCUUUGUGGUUUGCAUUUCUCUGAAUCCCUCUAUUGCUUUAUAGUUACUGACAGUUGGUAGUGCAGCUAAAUCAUGUCUAGCAUUGUUUUGUUGUUUCUGGUGCACCAGUAAUCAGGUUUAGCUCAGAUUAGUACGACGGUAGCCUGACCUGCAGGCAGCUUGGGCUCCAUUUUCCCUUUUUGUUUUUGUCCCACUUUGGUACAGAUUAUAUCUCAGUUUGAAUCUUAUCUUCUCAUCUAUUGGGGUGCCAGUUUCAGGACACUCAGCAAUUAUGAUAAUCAGUUGUCUAAACAUAUCCCUCCAAGAAAAAUAGACUCUGUAUUUUUGUAAAACACUUUCAAAAGGGACUGAAGAGUACAACAUAAUGCUGGGACUGUAUAUAACGCACUGGCUUGGUUUGAAAGCCUUCGGAGCAGUGGAACUUCCUGUGAAGUAGCCUCAUAGCACCAGAAAUGUAGACGAGAAGAAUGUGCAAACCAGUUUUCACUCCUUUAGCUUUUAUUAAACACUAAAACACUGUAGGACAGAUUUGUUUGCCCUCACACGAUUGUGUCAUUUAGCUUGUUAAAAUGAUCUUUGUCGUUGAAUGUCUUAGAAACCACGAUAUGGCUUAGAUUUUGCUUGUGUUUGAUGUUGUUUAGUGGAUUCUUGCCUGUUACGUUAGAAAUGACGGUGCAAUGACAAAUGCUUCUGUCUUCCAAAGGAAAGCAGGGUGUAGGUCACCUCUGGAAAGUCUCACGAGUUCGUAGAUGUGCCAUUAAGAGCAAUAUCUGCUGGUCUAAAAGUGUUUCUGCACAAAUGUCAAAGUCAUGCACACUAUAGGGAUUGAAGUGAUUUAUGGAAAUGAAUGUCCAAUUAAAGGAGAACUUAUUUCUCCCUCAAAAGGACUUUUUGUUUCAGAACUAAAGGGUUUGCGAGGUUGAUUUGGUUUAUAGUUGCACUCAUGUUGUCAGAGUUUAGGCUUUGCAGCGACAGUAUUAAAUGUGCUUAGCACGGCUUUCCCCAGAGCUCCUACGCAGCCUUUAAAGGAAAUGAAAAGAGUGAAAACUGCAUGGGCCGGUAUGAGAUCCUCAUUAUGAUCACCUUGAUUAAAAAUACAAAGGUUUCAUUUUCAUAACACACAAACAUUUAAAAUGGCAAAAAAGCAAUGCCUAAUCCUACUGCUGCCAAAAUCAUGUAGCAUAUGGAUUAUUACAGUUAUAAUGUUGUCUAUAACAUUUACUUUGUUCAGUUUUCAAAGAAAGUAUGAGUAUGACUUUGUCAAAGGUCUAUAAUUAAACACGAGCAAACAUUAGUUGAAAUAGUUAGAUCAAAGUUGCUUAUUGUUUAGGAUAUCAUACCCUUUAGCCUGUCUGCUAUUUACAGGGGGAACCUGGGUAUAUAACAAGCUGAUAAAAUAGUCACAUUGUCUGCACAGGUAGCUAGCCUGCAGCCUGCUGCUUAACAGUCAUGCUAGAGUGAUGGUUGGCGGCCCCCUAGAUGAACUAGUUUGUAAAAUUUGGCUUCCUUGUAAUCCAGGAAAAAGCAUAGCAGCCAACUGCAACAACGGUGGGGGAGGGACAGCACUGCUUUACUUUAUGGUACUAACAACCAGGGAAAACUCCAUUUGCUCUGGCAAAUUGCAAUGCUUCUCAUUAAAAACAAACCUUUAACCUAUAGACACAAUAUACCUUUUUUUCUUACUUAGAAGCCCUACGAUUGUAAAAACCGGCCCAUGCCUGGUCCAGACUCUUUUUCCCAUUUUUGUAAGAUAAUUAUCUAUAUUUCUAAAAUAAUACAUUGCUCCAAAAAUUACUUUUGACUCCUCUACGUUAGGCCUCGAGUCUGGAUGCUUUAGACUUGCUGAUGGAGAACUCGGACCUGGGAACAGAUUUACAGUUAUCGUUUUCAUGGGUGGCUGUCCCGCAUCUCAUUUAAUGAAUCUUCUGUACAGUUUGGGGAUUUAAAGCUCAAGAAAUGUAGAACUUCAGUAUGGAAUAAAUGGAAAAUCCUUUUUUGUACAUGUUAAACUUUAAGGGCUACAGAUUUAAAAGCCUUACCUCAAGGAUUUCAUGUCAGUUUCACUAUAAUCCUAUUUGUAAACUUGGUUCACUGUGAAUUUAGCUAAAACGGUUUUCACCUCUUGUCACUUUACCUUGUGAAUUAUUUUUCCUGUAAAUUCAGCUUAACUGAUCUUUAUGGUAGACAUUUCAUCACAAUUCGGGCAUCUUUUUAAGGUACUGAAUCAUGCCAGCUAUAUUUGUGUGCUUUUAAGAUGUCGUGAACUGAUUCUGCAAGCGUCAAAUUCACUCUCCAGGCUGUUUUUGAGCUGAAUAAACAUGUUGUUAAAGCAUAAA